Messenger RNA from Homarus americanus (American lobster), 2104 nucleotides. RefSeq lists its product as uncharacterized. The record is from RefSeq and is a predicted model, not a curated record. Gene Ontology annotation, molecular function: RNA polymerase I core promoter sequence-specific DNA binding. The transcript is spliced from 2 exons. Gene Ontology annotation, cellular component: fibrillar center. NCBI's taxonomy places the organism in Eukaryota, Metazoa, Arthropoda, Malacostraca, Decapoda, Nephropidae. Bases 155 to 2104 code for a protein of 649 amino acids. Gene Ontology annotation, biological process: transcription by RNA polymerase I.
AUAGCUAGCGACUUUCCAUGGAAGAUUUAGCGACAUUAGCUACUUUUAGGUCCCAGCCUAGCGACAUUGGCAACCCUGGAAUUGUGUUGUUUAUACUGGUCACAGCAACACACGUGGAUGGUCUCCUGGAGCUGUGUUGCUGUUGUGUUGUGUCAUGGAGAAACAACACUGGUCAACACCCAUCUGGAAUUUGGAUAAGAAUAUCCAAUAUAACAAUAAGGGUCGACGUCAUUAUGUAUACCCAGACUGGGGUAAUGUAGGGGCCGGGUUGGAGGUCGACCCCCAGCAACACACUCCCCUUCAAGAGCAACUUUUGGAACACGACCCUGAGUCCACAAGGCAGCUCACUAAAUAUAGAUACAGGACACAGAAGGACAUUGAGAGAAAGUUCCCCUUGAAGAGGACCUUAGAGUUUGCCUAUCCCCUUCUCUCACCAAAGAAAAUAGUCUCUCCUAGUAAAGUGAUUAAUAGUAAACAUUCCGUAAUCGGAAACUGCUUGGAUAUGAUGGAGUUGAACGGCAUAAUUUAUUUGAUACAUCCGGUGUGGAAAAAUGACCAGCAACAAGUUGUGGCCUCCAGACUCAGUCAAGGUGGCAUCUUUUGUGAACCAAGUGAAUCUUUGGAAAAAAAAAAUUUUUUUAAGUUGAAAAAAUUUGCUCAUGUGUCUCAAGAUGAAACUAUUUCUCAAAUUGUGUCAAAAGAAGUGAACAAUAAUGGCUAUAUAGUAAUUCAGUCUCAAAGAAAUGCAGAGCUUGUUUCUCUCGGUGAAAGACAAGAGUUUACAAGUUCUAAAUGUGAUAUAAUAAAUAAUUCCUUGAUAAGUGAUGUAGAUUUGAAUGACACUCUUCCAGGUGUUUGGUCAUUGGCUUCUUCAAAUGGGGAGAUUUAUCUGCAUGACGCUAAUGUUGAACGCUGUACAUGGAGCAUCAACUUAAAAAACAAAUGGAAUGAAUCUGAUUUGUCCAACUAUCAAUGUAAUUUUGGUAGGCAUCCAAUGUCUCUUAUGGUAGGUAAUGAGUCUGCUAUUUGGGUGUGUGAUACACGCAUCCAUGUUGAUGCCAUUCAUAAGAAGCAACACGGAGUUAAUGAUAAUACUUUACGUACAUUGUUAGAAGUUAGGGAGAUGAAAAAGUAUUUUGCAGAUUUUGAAAAAAUAAGUUCUUUCUCAAAACUGGGUGACAUGCCGUAUGUUUAUGUAGUGGCUGGAAGUUCUGUGUUUGUGAUGGAUGAACGGAAUUGUAAAAUGCCCAUCAUGAAUUGGAGACACAUGCUAUAUGAAAUGCCAUCCUAUACAAGCAGACUUAAAUUUGGUGAUCUGGAUUUCCUUAUGUUGGCAAACAAACAAGAGAAGAAAGUAAGUGUAAUUACUAGUGAAUGGAUCACAGACAACUACAACACUUGGUGCCGAGGUGUAAGUUUACCCAAGCAUUUCUCAAUUGCCUGUGACACACUAAACUUUGCCCACAAACAAAAUCUGUGGUUUGGAAACCAAGUGCAGGAACGGUUUGACAGCAGCUGGGCAGGUGUGACUUCAUGUGUCAACCCAAAUGACAAAGCUGGCAUGUUGUUUUUCUCAUUGUAUGGAAAUGGUGACAUUUUUUCACAAGAAUUUAGAGUUGAUCAAAAUGAUACAGGUUUGCCACACAGUGAACCUGAAGACAUCACUCAAUAUGGUAAGGAUAUAUUAAGUAGAUGGGAGGAGAAGACUGUUGAAGUAAGUGUAAAUAAGUUACCAAACAAAAGUUUCUCCUACUACAGUGCACUACCAUUUUAUCAGAGAGUAACCAAUAAAACCAUUUCCAAGGAAUUGGAUGAACUGUGUGGCAGUGGACCAGACUUUGAUGACAUACUUGAAGGACUGCCAGAUAUUGAAUUUGGUGACUCUGUUGAUGGCAAGUCAGGCAGUAAUAAGAUGGAAAAAGUCAGUGAUAUUUGGAACGUGAACGAGUAUGUUUGGAAUCUGAUAUAUUCAAGGAAAAGAAAAAAUGUUGGCAAAGGGCUUAAAAAUGAUUUUCAGCAUAAAUUGUGGCUAAAAAAAAUGGUGGGUGACUACAUCUCAGAUGACAAGAUCAGAAAUAUGAAAGUUUUACCUGAUUCUGGUUAG